AGAGGAAAUCAUGGAAGAGUGCAGAAAUAUUUGGGGAGGGGUGUCUUUGCUCCACAGCGUAGUAGAUGGCAAACACCAGUAUGAAGUAGAGAACCUUCUCACAAAUGAAGCACGUUGCUUUGCCAGGAAGAGAGACAUGGUACAGAUGAUUGACAAUGUAGAUACACAGGAUUUGCCACCAGAGGAGUUUGCUCAGAUGCUGACAUCUGGUUCUUCUAUGCUGACGCUGCAUGGAGCAUGCACUGACAAGGAACAGCAGGAAAGCCUGGAAUCCAACACCUUACAAACGUAUUUCAAGGAGAACACCACCUUGUCCUUCAGCCUUGUCAUGGUGCGAGAGGAGUCUCUGGAGCAGGAGGAAGAAACCUCACAGGAAGUGGAAGAAGAGUUAGAGAGCAGCGAUUUGGAAGAUGAUUGUUUCCCGGAGAACAAAGUGCUGAUGGUGUCCUUGACUAACAUGAGUGUGUCAGUUCUGACAGGACGGGGCUACGACUCAGACAUUGCCUGCAGCAUGAACAAGGUGGUGGUGACCGCGAAGCAGUGUGAGGUUCAGUCAGUUUGCAAAAAAUAUAUAAUGCAAUGUCGUGCAAAUGGAAGAUUCCUUAUCCAGAGUUUGACUCAUACACCCAUCACUUCUGGGACGGUUAAGAGAACCUUUUGCAGGAGCUAUUCUACCUCAGACAUUACGAUUUACUACUACAAGUCAAACAUCAUGGAAGAUUUGCAACCCCGUUAUAAAGGUAGUCCCGUGGUCCUCAAUUUCACAGACACCAAUAACUUCCUGAAAUGCACCAAAGAUGAAACGGACCCGGAUAAGCCAGCAAUAUUGACUUUGGAGUGCUGUGAUAAGAAAGACCUGAAGAAAAUCUUCAAAGAUGACACAGUUACAUGGCCCUUUGUCUUCUACAUGACGUGUGCAAAUGCUGAAAGUCGCCGAUUUGAGUCAGCUGCCUACAACGGCUGGUUCAUCCACACCGUGGACAUCAACACCGUGGACAUGGUCAAGAGGCCAAGUGAACCUCCAACAGAAGAUUCCUUCCUCUUCUUCAUCCAUCCUAAAUGGAGCUAAAAGCAAGCUUAUCCCUUUCUCAGUUCGGCUUAUUCAGGAGAAGCAUGGGGUCUUAACCAUUUCAAAUGUUUGCAUAUGUAGACCUAAGUAGAACUGAAUUCAGCCACAGUAAAAUAUGGGUUAUGUUUUCUGAUUGGUGUAACCCUAUCAUCAGCAUCACAAGCAAUGCUGUGGUUUAAGUUGCCCUUUGACACUGAUCUGUCCAGUUCAGUAUCUUUCGCUAUAGUUAAAGAAAUACUCUUUAUAUAUAGCCAUUACCUUUGCGAGUAAUAAUAGUAAAGGAAUAUUUUACUCUAUAAGCCAUUACCUUUGCGAGUAAUAAUAGUAAAGGAAUAUUUUACUCUAUAAGCCAUUACCUUUGCGAGUAAUAAUAGUAAAGCAAUAUUUUACUCUAUAAGCCAUUACCUUUGCGAGUAAUAAUAGUAAAGCAAUAUUUUACUCUAUAAGCCAUUACUUUGCGAGUAAUAAUAAAGGAAUAUUUUACUCUAUAAGCCAUUACCUUUGCGAGUAAUAAUAGUAAAGCAAUAUUUUACUCUAUAAGCCAUUACUUUGCGAGUAAUAAUAAAGGAAUAUUUUACUCUAUAAGCCAUUACCUUUGUGAGUAAUAAUAGUAAAGGAAUAUUUUACUCUAUAAGCCAUUACCUUUGCGAGUAACAAUGCUCACAACAUUCUUUCUUUAGUCACAGUAACUUUUCUGAUGUAAGUAUUUAAUUUACGGCCAAUGAGACAUGUUUUGGAUCAGAAUGCAAAGGCACUUUCUACCCUAGUCUCGUCAAGAGCUGAUGUGUACAUUUUAACUGCUAUUGUAGUUAUACAUGUGUAUCAUUCCACAAUUUAUUCUUUUUCAUUUUGUUUUUGUAGACAUGUGUAGACAAUGACAAUGGUUUUGUCUUUUUGUGGGUUUUUCUUUGCUAUGUUACUUGUGAAAUAACAUUUUGUAUUUUUAUAUAUUUCAAGUCAAAUGUCACAGGUUUUACAAUGGCAUGAAUUGCUUUGAUACCUUUAAAACAAAAAAAAUAACAACGAUAAAUGUACUUGUGCAUUGUCUGUAAUACUGACAAACAUUUACAAUAUGCUAGCACAACCUAUAAGGAACUUUAUACUUUAACAUAUAAAACACAAAAUUGUGACUGAUUUUAAUUCUUCACAAUGCUUUAAAUAAUAAAAUAUUUAAAAAUGGGUGUUCAUGAAAUUCAUUUGUUCCUCAAUAAGUAAACUAGAGUAGACAGAGUUUAUCUUUUCAAAUGUAAUAAUUUUUCAAUAAUGGUUCCUUCUUUCAUGGUGGUUAGCUGUUGUAUUUAAGUUAUUAAAAAGCUCAUUAAAAUCCA
Electrophorus electricus (electric eel) is the source of this 2397-nucleotide messenger RNA. RefSeq lists its product as uncharacterized. Gene Ontology annotation, molecular function: cytokine activity. NCBI's taxonomy places the organism in Eukaryota, Metazoa, Chordata, Actinopteri, Gymnotiformes, Gymnotidae. The record is from RefSeq and is a predicted model, not a curated record. Gene Ontology annotation, biological process: immune response; cytokine-mediated signaling pathway; positive regulation of gene expression.